Molecule: messenger RNA, 1323 nt
Organism: Stomoxys calcitrans (stable fly)
Lineage: Eukaryota; Metazoa; Arthropoda; Insecta; Diptera; Muscidae
Exons: 2
Coding region: 101-1300 (399 amino acids)
Source: RefSeq, a predicted model, not a curated record
UUUUAGUUUGUUUAUCACCAAAACGAAGACGUAUUCGCAUCUCCUACUGGUCAAAAGUAUUGAAAAAUAUCUUCAAAGACGGUACAAAUUAUAUUUUAAUAUGAUGUGGUUAAUGGCUUACGACUAUAUGGAAGAAUUCCUGCAAAUAUUAAAAAUUUAUGUGGCUUUUGUACACUUCAUUGAACUGGCCUGUCCGUCGCGAUUGCGUUGGGCCCGCGAGGAGUUUAACCAGAAUGAAAGGGAUAUAAAAUCGAUAUAUAAUCAGUUAUUGGAUAUUGUCAAACAGAGGAAUAACCGUGAAUUUCGAAAAUUUACGCGCAUUAACAUUUCCACCUACGAACAUUUGGUACAAUUGUUGAAGAAGAAACUGCAAAAGUAUUCGGCUAGAAAACCUAUACCACCAGAAUGCCGUCUGUUGUUGACACUAAUGUAUUUGGCUUAUGAUUCCCCCCGACCAUUGUUGCAAAUGGCAUUUCGUCUGGGCUCGACUACGCUGAGGAGUAUAAUUACGGAUACAUGCGAAUGUAUAGCCAAUGAAUUGGCCUCUGGCUACUAUUUGACUUCAUUGCGUUCCGAGGACUACUAUGAAUUGACCGAACAAAAUUUGGAGGCCACUGGCAUGCCAAAUUGCAUUGGCAGCUUGGAUGCCAUACAAUUUUUGACUGAAAGAAAGACAAGAGACCCCAUAGUGGUUGUGGCUUCCUGUAACACCAAAUACCAACUCAUCAAUGUCGAUGUGAACAUGCUGGGAGAAGUGAUGAAAAACGAUAACAUAAUUAAUAAUUUACUUCAUAAUAGGGUUGAUAGCCUGCCGGAUGACAUACAGAUGGCUGAUAGCGGAUUAUUGAUACCCUCCUACUUUGUUACCCCACGAAUUUUCCCCUUUGUUAGGCAUACCAUGAGACCCUAUCCGGGAAAAGUCUUGACUCCAUGCAAAGAGGCAUUUAAUGCCCGACUUAAAACCUGUUCCGACUAUUUAGACAAUUCCUUCGGCAUUUUGAUAUACAAAUGGAAAGUUUUGCAAAAUAGAUUUGCUGGUCUGCCAGAAAUAUCCUGCAAUAUCAUUAAAUCCUGUAUUAUUUUGCACAAUUUUGCUAUAGAACACGAUCGUUCGUAUCUGCACAAUCAGCUAAUGGAUCAUGUGGAUGAAACAACGCAAGAGCUGAAAUUGGGAGUUUGGCGAGAGGCAGUGAAACUGCCCAAAACAAGAUUAUUUAGUAAUUAUGAAAAUACUGCUAAUAACGACGCUUUUGCAAGCAGAGAUUUAUUAAAGGAUUACUUGUUUAAAGAAAGCACAUAAUAAAACGUGUAUGAAAUAUUUAA